CAUUUCCUCUUUAUCGUUCCUUUCAAUCUUCACCCCUAAACACACGCUAGCUCAACAAGAAAAAAAAUUGCUGGCACGCUCUGAGCGUGUCAAGUCCAUGGACUUUCAUCCAACAGAACCCUGGAUUCUAGCCAGUUUGUACGAUGGACAUGCAUACAUCUGGAAUUAUGAGACCCAGGCACUGGUUAAGACCUUUGAAGUCACGGAUCAGCCAGUCCGCGCCGCCAAGUUCAUCGCUCGUAAGAACUAUGUGAUCACAGGAUCGGACGACAUGCAGCUCCGCGUAUUCAAUUACAACACGCACGAGAAGGUUCACAGUUGGGAUGCUCACAGUGACUACAUUCGCUGCAUUGCUGUCCAUCCGACUCUUCCGUACGUGCUCUCGGGCUCGGAUGACAUGACGAUCCGUCUGUGGGACUGGGACAAGAACUGGAAGUGCAUUCAGACCUUUGAAGGUCACACACAUUUUAUUAUGACCAUCACCAUCAACCCAAAGGAUACCAACACGUUUGCCUCAGCCUGUGUCGACCGCACUGUCAAGGUGUGGUCUCUUGGAUCGAGCGUGGCCAACUUUACGCUGGAAGGGCAUGAAAAGGGCGUUAACUGGGUCGACUACUAUUAUGGUGGAGAGAAACCGUAUCUUGUCACGGCUGGUGAUGACCAACUUGUCAAGAUUUGGGACUACCAGAACAAAACCUGCGUUCAGACGCUGGAGGGGCAUUCUCAAAACGUCACCUUCGCAGUCUUUCAUCCAGACCUGCCGAUCAUCAUUUCAGGAAGCGAAGAUGGAAGCGUCAAGAUCUGGCAUGCCAACACUUACCGCCUUGAAAACACUCUGAACUAUGGUCUCAACCGUGCCUGGGCUAUUGCUUAUCGUCGUUCGACGAACGACGUUGGAUUAGGCUUCGAUCUUGGCUCCGUUGUUAUUAAGCUGGGUCGCGAGGAGCCCACAGUCAGCAUGGACAGCGGUGGAAAGAUCAUCUGGGCUAAGCACAAUGACAUCCAGACGGCGAACAUUAAGGCAAGCAUGGGCGACGAGACUAAGGACGGCGAGCGUAUCAUUUGCUCUGCCAAGGAUCUCGGAAACUGUGAAGUAUACCCCCAAACCUUGCAACAUAGCCCCAAUGGUCGCUUCGUCGUCGUUUGCGGAGACGGAGAAUACAUCAUCUACACUGCCUUGGCCUGGAGAAACAAGAGCUUUGGCAGUGGACUCGAGUUUGUCUGGGCAUUGGAUUCCAACUUGUAUGCCGUCCGUGAAUCAUCCUCGAAAGUGAAGGUAUUCAAGAACUUCAAGGAAAGACCCAAUCUGAUCAGACUCAAUUACUCAGCCGAGGGCAUCUUUGGAGGCACGCUACUCGGAGUGAGGAGUGCCAGCUUCUUGAACUUGUACGACUGGGAGACUGGUCUCACUGUCCGUCGCAUUGACUGCGAGCCUAAGAACGUCUACUGGUCUGAGACUGGCGACUUAAUGACCAUCGCCUGCAGUGACUCGUUCUACGUCUUGCGUUACAACCGUCUUGCCUAUUCUCAGUUCGUCGAGGCUGGUGGACAGGUGGGCGAGGAAGGCGUUGAGGAAGCAUUAGAAUUUGUUACAGAAGUCCCUGAAAAUGUUCAAACUGGUUGCUGGGUCGGAGACUGCUUCAUCUACACCAACACUUCCAACCGCCUGAAUUACCUGGUCGGUGGGCAGAGCCAGACCAUUGCUCAUUUCGACAAUGCACAGUAUCUUCUUGGAUAUAUUCCCCGCGACAACCGUCUUUACCUCGUGGACAAGGAUGUCAACAUUGUCAGCUAUGCCAUCUCGCUGAUUGUCAUCGAGUACCAGACUGCGAUCCUUCGUGGUGACAUGGAGACUGCCGAGACUUUGUUAGCACGUAUUCCUCACGACCAAUUGAAUAAGAUUGCUAGAUUCUUGGAGGGCCAGGGCCUCAAGGAGCUCGCCUUAGAAGUCUCAACCGAUCAAGAGCACAAAUUCGAUCUCGCGAUUCAGCUAGAGAGGCUGGACGAAGCGGUCGUCAUUGCUAGAGAAUCGGAUAUGGAGCCAAAGUGGAAGACGCUGGGCGACUGUGCUAUGAACAAGUGGAGGAUCAACCUCGCGGAAGAGUGCUUUACCAACGCGAAGGAUUUGAGCGGACUGCUGCUUAUCUAUACCUCGAGCGGAAACGCCGAAGGCAUGAGACGACUGGCGGCGAUGGCUAAGGAGGCUGGAAAGAGCAACAUUGCCUUUGCCUGUUACCUUUCUCUUGGCCAAGUUGAGGACUGUAUUGACAUUCUCAUCGAGACUGAGAGAAUCCCCGAGGCAGCCAUGAUGGCUAGGACAUACAUGCCAAGUGCUGUCCCUCGAGUUCUACAGCUCUGGAAAGAAUCUCUUGUUGCCGCCAACAGGGAGAAGACAGCCCAGGCAUUGGCCGAUCCUGCCGAGUAUGAGGAGAUGUUUCCGGACCUUCAGUAUGGACUCUUGGCAGAGCAGGCCAUCAAGGCCGCACGAGCAAAUUCUGUGCCAGCUACAGCCUACAAACAAUGGAAAGAGAGCCUCCAUCGCGACAUCAUCUCAGGUAUGCGAGCGAUACUAGAUCUGUGCAGUUUUUCUGAAAGGUCUCUUAAUGACAUGCGUGCCAACAUUAUUUCCUUGCUCUUAACACUGCUGUAGACGUCAAGUUGGGAUACGGUGUCCCGGACUUGUUGACACAGAUCUCUCACACCGAACCCGAAAGUCUUAUUCAGAUCUAUGACGACUCAGCAGCGUCCAACCAAGUGAACGAUGGUGACUCUAGGCAGCAUCCUGUGAUGUUGGAGGAGCCUGCAGAUUCGAUUAUCAGUGACAAUAUGAGCCAUCUAUCCCUGGAGGUUAAUACAACCGGAACUGGAUCUGUAAUGGACUACGAGAGCUC
Molecule: messenger RNA, 2891 nt
Organism: Gamsiella multidivaricata
Lineage: Eukaryota; Fungi; Mortierellomycota; Mortierellomycetes; Mortierellales; Mortierellaceae
Product: coatomer WD associated region-domain-containing protein
Exons: 9
Coding region: 98-2650 (850 amino acids)
Biological process (GO): intra-Golgi vesicle-mediated transport; retrograde vesicle-mediated transport, Golgi to endoplasmic reticulum; intracellular protein transport
Cellular component (GO): COPI vesicle coat
Molecular function (GO): structural molecule activity; protein binding
Source: RefSeq, a predicted model, not a curated record